GUUCGGAUCGGGUUGACUUUGCGUAGCGACGGUUUGGCUACGAUUUGGAUGCGCUCGAAGCACGUUUCGUAGCUGGGGACUGCGCGCGCGUUUUGUUUUGCCUCCGUGGUAUCAGGACACGAUUUGGACGAUGUGUCGCGUUUGUUUUUGUUUUCGCCGAGCCAAUUCAGCCGCUCGCGAUCGGAAAGGAGAACUGCAAAUGAAUGAUGGGUUGAGCAAGCAUGCUCACGGUGAACUUGAUUGAUUCGGACCCGGCCGGUUUACUGUCGGUGUGGUGCUACGGGGUAAUUAAGACAACAGAUAGCCUCAACCUGUUGGAUAUUGAUCGUUUCGAUCGACCAUUUGUUAUCGGAUCGGUUCGGUUCACGGAGGGGCAGUGAUUUAGUGAAAGAUCGAGGUGUAAAUUGGAAUUGCGACGACUGCUGGUGAACGGAGUGGUUGGCAAAAUUCAGCUAGGUACCAAACACUGACAAGUGCCGUGACCUAAAGAGAUUAUCGACGGGCACCGGAGAGCACCAAUUAACGUUAUCGGUGAAUGUGUUCAGGAGUUUCCGAGGACAAAACGCACUCAAGUGGGGCUGGUCAACGCAAUCGAUGCAGCCGAUACCGAGAGGAAACUGUGAGUGCUAUGCGUCAUUAAGGGAAACUAUGCUGUUUGCGCGUUUAAUGCUUAUCAAUUUGUGUGUGAUUUUAAUGAAGUCGCUCGGACUGUCGUUGAAAAACGAUUCUCGCCGAAGCAGCCUGUGAAAAGUGGUUGUUGUUCAGAGCGUCCUGUUUUACGGUGUUUGUGAUUUUGUUCAGGUCGUUCUGCAGUGGUACUUUAGAGGCGUGGAACACAGUUUUACGGUUCCUUUGUGGUUUUGUUUUUUCGACCGACCUAAUGAAGAAGUGGUUCGCGGUGGAGGAGGUUUGAUGCAAAGUGCAAGUUUUUAUUUUUCAAAUUUAAUUAAGUUUGGUUUUCCGGUGUGUACCUAGCCGGGUAUGGAGGAGGAAAAAAAACAAAAACGAAUUAAGUGUGAGUUGAAGUACGACGGCUCCGGGUGUGAUUAAAAUUCUGCUGCUUCGCAUAAUUAAUAAUAUAUCCAGCAAAUUUGUAACAAGGCAGUAACGAACGUCGGAAAGCGUGAGAUUUCGUGGUAGAAACAGAGCGCAAUAUCUGACGCCAAGGUGUAAAUGUGUGAUAAUAACCCUUUUUGAUUGCCGGUGCGUCUAUAUUUUGGUGGAUUUAAUUGAUACCUCGGAACUCUUGGACAGCGGUCCAAUGAGGCGUCGUCUCCUGUAGGAGUUCCUACGACAAUUACCUCCAUUUCGAGACUGAGCAAUGGAUCGAAAGAAUGGAACAAAGAUACCGGCAACAUCCGCAUCUGCAUCGUCGUCUAUGCGUCGAAAAGUUCCCGUCAAAACAAACAUCCAUUCCACCCAGCAGGAGAAGCCACCGACCUUGGCCGUCCCGCAGGAUACGAAAAUGGGUAAAGGCAGCUGCACGGUGGCGAUGAAGAUGGAGACUACGAUGCAGCCUACAUUCGCCUCCGUACAUCGUCCACGACAGAUGAGCACGAUGGCUGGCAUCAAACGAACCGGUUCCCAGUCCCGAGCGGACCUAGUGUCCCACCAAAAGCAGACACAGCAAAAAUUUGUCGGCGGUCUUCCCUUUUGGCAAGAUGGCAGCGCCGGAACGGCGAUGGUUGACUCAAUGAACGAAAACAAUGCCGGAAUAUUUAAUCAACCGGCUGCUGCAGUACUGCCACUGCCUGUGCAGAUACCUCAUCCCUAUGCAAAUUCCACUGCAUUCCCGGGGCGUCUCCCGCAGCCGAGCCAGCUGGUUUACAAGGCACUGGCUAACCAGCAACAUCAGCAGCAGCAGUUUGACAUGUCUCUUUCGCAAAAGUCUGAUUAUCAACAGCAAAACAACCCAAGGCACAUUGCCAAUCCGAAGCCCUCGACAGCCGCAACUGAACACCGAGUACCAAAACAGCAAUCGCAACUUCAGCUAUGCAAAGUGUCACCCAAAUUGCUAAACGAAAUCUAUGAGCGGCACUUGUUGAAUCAAACGGUGUUCGAUGAGGUCGGUUCGGCAGCUAUGCAAGUCCUCCCACCAGGAACUGACCGAGACAGCCGACGCUUCGUCAUUUCGAAAUCAUCAACGGCGUUACACCAUCAGCGGCAGCACCAGCAGCAGCACCAGCAGCAGCACCAGCAGUCAAACCAGACCCAUAAAUUGUCGAAAGGAGACGUCGGUGAAAAUUUAUACGAAUCGAUUCACAGCAAUUAUCAUAUCUACGAAAAAAUCGAAUCCACCAGCAAACGAGGCUCGCGGCUCGAACAGUACGUCAGACCUCCGCCCCCACUACAGCCUCGACCCAAGUCACUUCCGGUUGGGGCCACGUUGUGUUCGAGUCAGCAGGUUACAGCUUCGAAAACAGCGACCCAACGGAACCCGAGCUCUAUUCCCUACAAGCUGACCAGUCCGGAUGCCCUGCGGGCCAUGAAAAGUCCCGUCGCGGAAAGCCUAUCACCCAUCGCGGAAAAGCCACACGUUUCAGCAAUUCCCGUGUACGGUGCCACAGGGAACGGUGGUCCCAAUAAAUUACUCAUUACUGCGGACAAGAUCAACAUCGCCCUGGAGACGGCCAAGGCUCUGGCGACGGCAGCAUACAUCGAGAGAGCUGCGCAACGCCUGGCUUCGGGCAGUGUGAUUCAACAACAGAAGCAGCAGCAGCAGCAGCAUCAGACCCAGCAUUUGAACGCAAAAAUGAGUGGCACCGGUGUGGGUUGUGGCGUAGGCGGCGAGAUCGGUGGCUUCUGCGGCGCAAUACAACGGACGCCACCGUCGGUGCCGGCCGGGUUGGCACGAAGGAUGGCCAACCGGGAGAUCGGAGGACUAGGCAAGGUCAAAGUAAUGCUCCGUGUUUCGGAUGACCCCCCAAAACCGGCUGCCCAAUCGGAGGAGUCUCAGCCUGGCAGCAGCACCGCCAGUGCCAGCAGUCCCAGCUAUCUGACGGUGGACAAAAAGAAACGCCAGGUGACGCUGUGCGAAACGCAAACAAACCUCGCCGGCAGCACUGCGGCAACCCAGGAACGAGGACCCAUGGUAUCGGCGCCGAAAAUGUUUGCAUUCGAUGCAUUAUUUACGACCGAGGACUCGCAGCAUGACAUUUGCGGUAGUGCGCUAUCAGAGGUGAUACCGGCGGUGCUGGAGGGUUCCGAUGGAUGUUUGCUGUCGUUAGGAUAUCCGGGAGCAGGACAAUCACGUACCAUGUUCGGCACGCUGGCUACACCCCCGUCGGACCUUGGGGCCAUUCCGUGCGCAAUCGCCUGGCUGUACAAGGGAAUUAAUGAGAAACGUCAGAAAUCAGGUGCGAGAUUCUCGGUCCGUGUCAGCGCGCUCGGUGUGAACGCAACCAAGCCGGGGUCAUCGUCGAGGGAUUUGCUCGCCGGGCAUGCGACAGAAUCCGACGAUUCACCGGGAAUGUACUUGCGGGAUGACUUCCUCGGUCGACCCACGGAACUGCGAGCUCCGACGGCUGAACGGGCGGCGCUCUUCCUGGAUUUGGCUCUCUCAGGACGGGCGCAAAGCAGCAGUAAUAACUUGGAGCCGGCACUAAUUUAUACCCUGCACGUCUACCAGUACAGUUUGUCCGGCAAGCGUGGCGUGGAAGGUGGUCGCAGCCGGCUCCAUCUAAUCGACCUCGGAGGUUGUGCCAAUCGAAGCGGAGGGUUGCCUCUGUCCGGCAUCGGUAAUGUGCUGCUGGCAAUACUCAGCGGUCAGAAACAUCCACCAAACAGGGACCAUCCGUUGACGCCACUGUUGCGGGACUGUCUGGCGCCACUCACUUGUCACGUGGCAAUCGUUGCCCAUGUGGCACAUUCUCAGAUUCACAGCGAUACUCUGACCACAAUCCAAUUGGCGUCUCGUAUUCAUCGAAUGCGCCGACGAAAACCACGGCACCAUCUGUUUGGCGAUCGAGGGGCAGGGCUCGGUGGAUCUUCCGGUCACCAAACCGGAAGCUCUUCCGAAGGUCCCGAUCCAUCCAGUUCGGACUUUUCUCAGGACACCGUAAUCUACAUGGGACCAUGCGACGAGGCAACCGAUGGCGAGCACCCACCCGUCUAUCUGCCAAGUCUCAAUUCCGGCGACAAUCGAUGUGCCAUGAACAAAGCACUCAAAGGAUCGGCCGCCGAAAAACCGACCCCGACUGUGACAGCUUCACCCCAGAAAAAGAAAAUUACUUCCACUCCCAAGCGUAAGAGUGAAACCCAGCCCCCUCCCAUCAGAUUGAAUUACUUCAAUACCUAUUCUUCCCCCCUUACAGCUCAAAAUCCUGCCCCAGCACCGAUCCCCACACGUACCGACAGUCUGAAGCGGACUCAGCACUAUGGUCAGCAACCGGUUGCCAGUCCGGAACUGGUAGCCAAUGCAAUCCAAAUAGCUGCUCAACACGCUUCCCCCAAAAUAGUUGCCGGAGCCUUUAAGCACAUGACCGGUAUCAGUAAAGGUUCGAACAUUCCCACACCGAAAGGAUCUCCACUAAGACGACCGAAUCCAUCAGCAGCGGGAGCCUCAACCACUUCCGCCGCCGCCCGAGAAAGUCCCUCUCGACAGGUUAGUGAGGAAAAGUGGAUCGACGGUCCACGAAUGUCCAAAUCCAAAGUUCACGAAGCUCGGCAUAUGCUGAGGGAAAUCAACCACGUGAAAAACCACGAAACGUGGGUUGACGGUCCGAAAACGGCCAGUGCGACACAAGUGUUUCUUCCCCCGACAGCCCAUUCCAAUCAAGCCUAUGGGUUCAUGGAUAACCACAAGAAAUCCAUGAUACGACAGUGGGUCGAGAACCAAUCGAUACAGUUGCUACAGCAGUCGAUGUCCGCGAAUAACUCUCCGGCCCACAGCCGACAUCAGAGCUACAAUCCACCCAAGUUCCGACCAAGUAAAUCCGACGAAGAUGGUUUCGUGCUGGAACUGGAACGAAACGAUGAACUGGUCAAUCCAAUUGCAUUCCGAGGUUUCACUGCAACUAGCUGUGGGUUGAACAGUUCGGAAAGUCACGUGCGCACAGGUCUCAAACAAGCCUACAGUCUAGACAAUCCGGAAACUCAACCAAUCUCGGUAAUGAGUUUACCGUACACUACAGCCGUAACGACUAUCAUGACUACGACAACGGGAACGGCCACCAACACCACCACCGCCGUUGCUGUAGCGAACGACAACCAAUCGGAAAGGUCACAUCCUGCCUCAUCGCGGGCCAGUGACAAACCAACCAGUAGACACGGUGAUAGCCAAGAAGAAGAGGACCAAGACAGUGGACCUUCGGAAGUACCACCUGCUCUUCCGUUGAUGGAUCCACUGGGUUCGCGGGAAAUUUCCCACGAAAGCAUCCACCGGCUCUGUUCCAGGCAUGUGUCGAGGGACAACAUGAGUAUUCACAGCCACAACAGUCACAACACCGGAAUGAUGGACUGUGGGUUACAGGUUACCGAGGACGAUAUAGCGCGAACCAUGGGAGGGGAGCAUCCUUUAAGUGCCCUAAGUCAUGGUGAGCUUUCGGUCGUAUCGAGUUUCAACGUCGGUGGCGACGCGUUCAGUGAUUGUGUAAUUGGAGAUAGCAUGCGGAACCAAUUUGACCAACUGGCAAGGUUACGGGAGAUCUUUACCUCGCAGCUAGCGAUGGCCGAGGUAACACCGGCCUUUCGACUUGGGGAUGCCGGCAGUGUCUACAGUGAACCGGCGUAUCGCUUCAACACGGGUCCAGCUAGUGUUUGCAGUGAACCCGCCUACCGGCCACCAAGUCCCCGAUGUCGUGACUGUCGGCAAUCGCUGAACCUGUCGCGGACACCCAGCCAAAACUCGUUGCCAAGUUUAACGGGGAUCGUAGCGAUAGCCGGAAUGGAGCAGUACGCUUCGCUGCGACACCCGGACGGAGCGUCGGAUCCUAAUUUGCCAAAACUUGAAAAGAACACCGAAGAUCUACUCGACCCGGAAGAACACAUUCGCGAGAAUCCUCUCGCGGAACUCGAUGACCCGGAUGUGCUGAAAGGAGCCAGCUCAUCGAUGCUAGCACAGCAAACACUACCUACCUUGCCUCUUCUGCCGUUGUCCACUCCGGAGGCGUACGACAGCGGUCACGACUCGACACCACGGACCUCAAAGCACUCCGGCAUCUCGCGGAGGGCAGAGAGUGGCUACCACAGUGUCGGUACGGUUCGUGACAGUGACGAAUCCAGCUUCGGUUCGGCCGCAUCACGGGCGAAUCAGAAAUCCAAGAAACGAAACCGCAACGACAAAUCCCUGUGCCACUGGUUACGGAAUCCGUUCAACUGCACCUACCCGGACACGGAGGGUGACGUGAGUGAUUUUUAGGGACACGUGUAAAUGUGUAAUGGACCUUUGCUUAGUAGCUUAAUUUGUUUUUGCAUCCUCUCAGGAAGUCAGAGCACUCCACUGGCUCCUGACUUAGCGUUGUCUGUUGAAACCAAAAAUAGCCUAGGAGAUCGUCUAGCGAGAAAACACCCGAAGGACAAUAAACUGAAUCGCACCCUUUUUUCGUUGUUUUGUUGUUUCGCGGUCGUAAGCCGUUCAAAAAAAAAAAAUAAAAGGAAUGGCGAAGGCCUAUGCCUACUUGAUUCGCAAUUUCAUUACCUGUUUCGAUCUAUCAGAGGAAAAAUUUUCAGUUUCGAAAUCGAUGGUGCAUUUAUCGACUAUUUGUACAGUAAACAAUUUUAUACAUUAUAUUGGCUAUAAUUCGACCUAAUAGUAGAAAUCUGAAGCCUACUCGCAGUGUCGCUUCACCUCGUUGCUUCCGUUUGUACAACUGAACUCUAGAUACAUAUAUAAAUACGUGUGCCGCGCUAUUUCUCGUUAGCUAAUUAUUCCGAACAUGAUGAAUCAGUUUUUCACUCAACCGGUUUCCAGGAGCUGUUCGGUAAUUUUAAACCGUGCAAAAAACAUAAUGCCACCACAAUGCGGGUUUGGUCUAUUAAUUAUCGGACAAUAGUUGCGGUGAAUAUCAUUUCAUGCGUUUUUCUUUGUUCUCGUUUCGGCUUUUUUUAAAUUGGUUGCAACAAUUAAUAGAAUUAUAAUAACAUUCAAUUAAUUGCCGUCCAGGCUCUAAUGAUUUUCAACUGAAAGAAAUACACGGUAAACAACUCAAUUUAUGAGCAUAUUUCGUUGAAUCAUCUUAUUUAAAGACCAAAAGGAGAAAACUAAUCGGGACGGUAAAAGUUGUUUGAUUUAUUUAUCUUAAUUUGAAAUCAAACAUCAACGCCAUCAACCGAUUUGUUUAUAAAGCUGUUCUUAGAUUCGCUCUGGUAAGCAUGCAACAAUGUAAUUUUACUUUGCCUACUACAAAAUGUCUUCGUAAGAAUUUCAAGUAUGCAAAAAUCUAGAAGAUCUAGAAGUUUCGAAAGCAAUCGAAAAAGAAUAUUUUAAAAGAAAGAGCAUUGGUAGCAUGAUAAGAACUACAAAUGUUUUACCAAACAUCCUAUUUAUGUUGGAAUUAUUAUCAUAAUUAUUAUUAUUAUUAUUAUUAUUUCCAUGCUAUCAUUUUGGAGCGGUCAAAUCGUGGUGAGUUAGACCACGAGUUCGAUCGAAUCCUACCUAACUUUGAUAUUGCUACCAUUAUUAGGAAUACAAAUAAAUUAAGAUCGAAAGAUCAAUACGGCGUCACAUAAUGACGGCAUAUUUCAACAUGAAAAAUUUUUUAAAAAUGACAUAAAAAAUAAAAAAACUGUGAGGUAAUGAACUCAACACUUUGAGAGCGAAAUAAAAUAAAAAACAGGACGAAAUAAUAAAAAACUGAUUAAUAGAAAUCGAGAAUACUUCACGAUAAAAUAAAACAAGUAUAGAAUAAAAUUAACAGAAGCAAAAUUAGAAGAACAAAAAGAACAUCGACCCUCAUUGAAUAUCUAGAGAGCAAAUUGAAUAAGUUAAUAGAACUAGAUAGUGUUAAUUAACUUGAAAAAAUGAAAUAAUAAGGUAAGUUGAAUGAUUUACCAAUGACAGUCUAUAGAAAUCGAACAAAAACGGGAAUACGGAAUACGGAAUACGGAAUACGGAAUACGGAAUACGGAAUACGGAAUACGGAAUACGGAAUACGGAAUACGGAAUACGGAAUACGGAAUACGGAAUACGGAAUACGGAAUACGGAAUACGGAAUACGGAAUACGGAAUACGGAAUACGGAAUACGGAAUACGGAAUACGGAAUACGGAAUACGGAAUACGGAAUACGGAAUACGGAAUACGGAAUACGGAAUACAGAAUACGGAAUACGUAUACGGAAUACGGAAUACGGAAUACGGAAUACGGAAUACGGAAUACGGAAUACGGAAUACGGAAUACGGAAUACGGAAUACGGAAUACGGAAUACGGAAUACGGAAUACGGAAUACGGAAUACGGAAUACGGAAUACGGAAUACGGAAUACGGAAUACGGAAUACGGAAUACGGAAUACGGAAUACGGAAUACGGAAUACGGAAUACGGAAUACGGAAUACGGAAUACGGAAUACGGAAUACGGAAUACGAAAUACGAAAUACGAAAUACGGAAUACGGAAUACGGAAUACGGAAUACGGAAUACGAAAUACGGAAUACGGAAUACGGAAUACGGAAUACGGAAUACGGAAUACGGAAUACAGAAUACGGGAUACGAAAUGUGGAAUACGGAAAACAGAAAUUGAAAAAAUAUCAAUAUGAAAAGAAAUAAACAUACAUAAAAAGAGAAGCAUAAAAAGAAAGAGAAAGAAUAAGUGAAAUAAUGUAGUAAUUGAACGAAGAAAAGAAACCAAAACAACGGAGAAUACAAAAACAAAAUUGAAUAUCGCAAAAAAAACAAAAUGAACGAGAAUAAGUAAGAAAAAAAAAUUGAGAAUAAGUGAAAAAAUAUAUGAGUAAAAAAUCGAAGAAAAAAGGAAGGAAGAAGUAGAAUUAUGAAUAAAAAUAAAUAUAAAAUGAAAAUGAAGACGAAAAACAGAAUAAGCGAUAUAAAAUGAUAAAGAAAACGAAUAUAUAAGAAAACCGAAAACUGCAUACAAAGAAAGAAAAAUUAAGAAACGAUAACAAAGAUAAUGGAGAAGAAAGAUAAGAAGGAAAAAAAGGGUAGAAGGUACGGAAUGCGGAAUGCGAACUUGUAAUACGGAAAAGAGAAAUAUAAAAAAUAUCAACGUAAAGAUGAAUAAUCAUAGAUAAGAUUACAUGAAAAAAUAGAAUAAUUAAACGAGAACGACAAACCGAAAAAAUAGAGAAUACAAGAAAAAAAAUUGAAUACAGCAAUAAACAAAGUGAGUGAGAGAAAAUGAGAGAAACACGAAAAAGAAAAGGGACUAUUAAAAAAAGCAAAGGAAAAAGGAAUGAGUAAAAAAAAUCAAUAAGAAUAUACUCCUGAACGACCAAAAUGGUAAAAACCGGGGUAAAAUACAUGAUAUAAAAAAUGAAUAAGAAUAAGCAAAAAAUAAUAUGGAAAUGAUCAACAAAAUAAGCAAAAUAAAAGCAUUAAAAAAGAAUUAAAAAGAAAACCUACAAAUAUAUAAAAAUAUAAACAAAAACAAAAUGCAAGAAAAAGGGAAGACGAAAAAUGAAAAUAAAUUUGAUGCGGGUGCGAUCAAUUAAUGUUGUUUCGAAAUAAAAGAUGCCUUUUUCAUCAAUUGGUUUCUCGUCUAAACAUUUAUUUUUCGUUUAACGGCCAAGCCAGAUGAAAGUUGGCCGUAAACGAAUAAUAAAUGUUUUGACGCGAAAUCAAUUGACCAAAAAGACAUCAUUAAUUUGAAAUGAAAAUUAAACAAAAAAGAAAAAUAGAAACGAUAGGAAUGAUAAGGAAGAAAAUCAAGAUACGAGAAAGAAAGGAUGCAAAAAGAAAUUGAACAAAUAAAGAAGGGACAAACAAGAAAAAACAGAAAUGAAAGAAAGAAAAAGAAAUUAAAUAAUAAACAAAAACGAACAGAAAUAUAAAACAGAAACGAAAUGACAAUAAAACAGAAAAAGCAUACGUUGAAAGAGAAAAAAAAGAAGAAAUAGAAUAAUGGAAAAGGCAGAAAAGAGAAGAAAAAUUGAAAGAGAAAUGACAAAAACAAAUUAAAAGAUUAAGAACAAGAAAAAUGAUUAGGAAGAAAAAAUGAUAAAUAAGAGAAAGGAACAAGAAGAAAGAUAUUGAACUAAAGAAAGAAAAGAGUAAAAUAACAAGAGAGGAAGUAAAAUAAUGUUGAACUAGUUUUGAUAAACUCUCAUCCACCAACCUGCAUCGCAUAACAAUAAUUUCAAAGCAAAAAAAAAACAGAUUGAUUCACUUGAAGAAACAUUUGAAAAGUUUAGUUCAUCCUGUUCAGUUCACUACUGCAUCCAAGAAUUAUUUCAUGGUAGCAUUAGUCGGUGAUUGUAUUUUUUUGAUUAUUAGUGUCACUCAAUUAUUUCUUAUAUUAUACAGGAAUAUAUUGGGUUUGAAGAAAAAAAUUGUGGCAUGUAAUUAAGCAUCCAAUGAUUUCGUCGUUUUAUUUUCUACUAAAUAAUCCACUUACUCCUCUUGAAGUGAUGCUAACUUCUCUAACCGUGUCUAUUAUCGAUUACUAGACAUUUAUAGUUUUUUUUAAAUUAUUUAACACCACAUUCCUUUUGAUAUAUAUGUUGUACAUGUUGAAUAACAUUCAUCGAUUGGAAAGAGAUAUUCCAGGUCACAUUCAAACAGCAAUAUUAUUUAGCAAACACAUUAUUGUUAACUCGAUUUGACCGGAUUUUUUUCGUUCAACCUUUUUUUCUGUUUAUGAUGAAGUUAAUAUUCAAAAUAUCGUAUGAAAUGAGAUUCACCCAACGUUAAAACUACGUCAGCAACCUCCGGGGUAAUCCAGAUUAAUUUAUCGCCGGCUUCUGCAGCUGUGAUCAAACCUCACCAGUCAACAGUCCCGUACGUGAUAUACUCCCAGCAAACACACAUAAAUCUGUUGAAUCAAAUUACGCCAAUUGAAUUAAUUCCCAUAAUAAUAUAAAACUGAUUUCGCACGUCGCGACGAACAGCGAAAAAAAAACAUUUGCGUUGAAAAAUCAAUCGCAAUUGUACCUAUCAAAAACCAACGACCGUUUAUCGAGCCGAUGGUUGCCGACCACUUUUCAAACUUGGCCGUAAUUAAUCUGUUUUCCAAACGUCCUGCGUGCCGCCCUCUUUCGUCAUGCUCCCUCCCCCAAGUGAAAGGACAUUAUGUCCGAACUUUGCGGCCUGUUGGUUCGCGUUGGGGCUUGGCUCCCGCGUUGAAUCAAAUUCAGUUGCAGCAGCAGCAGCGAACAUCGAAAUUUUAUUGCAGAUUAAAAAUUGGAGCCAUGACAGACCUGAUUGAUUUCGAUUAACACUGCCAGCGACGAUGAACAGUAGGAAAGGGGGGAAAUCGAAAAAAAAGAUGCAAAUAGGUUUUACCAUCCAAAAUCAUACGAAAAAAAAUCCGAAAACCGAAAUGAAACCGAAACGAAAAUUUUCCACGCUGCCCAAAUUCACCCCGUCGUCUCUUCGUCAAACAGCAACAGCCACCUGAUCGCAUUUUUACUAUACAAAUAAAAAAAACUAAUGGAAAAAAGGCUUUUACCGGAAUCGACUAUAUACAUAGAUAUAUUAUUAUUAUUAUUAUAGAGUAGUGUAACGGAUUGCAACCAACGCCGGUAACGUAAUCGAUGAAUAUUGUGCUACCAAUCAAUACCAUUGUAGAAUGGAAUUAUUAUAUAUGAAAUAUUAUUAUUAUUAUUAUUGCUAUUAUAUUAUACAAUAUUACUAGAGAAUGAACGGGCAAACGUGGUCAUUAUAUAAUUAAAAAAGUAAUUUUAUACAAAGUG
Molecule: messenger RNA, 11801 nt
Organism: Malaya genurostris
Lineage: Eukaryota; Metazoa; Arthropoda; Insecta; Diptera; Culicidae
Product: kinesin-like protein CG14535
Exons: 14
Coding region: 1322-6358 (1678 amino acids)
Biological process (GO): microtubule-based movement
Molecular function (GO): ATP binding; microtubule motor activity; microtubule binding
Source: RefSeq, a predicted model, not a curated record